This is a messenger RNA of Spathaspora passalidarum NRRL Y-27907, 1191 nucleotides long. RefSeq lists its product as uncharacterized. The transcript has a single exon. NCBI's taxonomy places the organism in Eukaryota, Fungi, Ascomycota, Pichiomycetes, Serinales, Debaryomycetaceae. Bases 31 to 1146 code for a protein of 371 amino acids. Gene Ontology annotation, biological process: GPI anchor biosynthetic process. Gene Ontology annotation, molecular function: hydrolase activity, acting on ester bonds. Gene Ontology annotation, cellular component: endoplasmic reticulum membrane. The record is from RefSeq and is a predicted model, not a curated record.
AACCCACAUUGUUGACGAGCCAAAGUAACCAUGCGAUUACUCAGACUACUGUUUCUAGCUGUGUUGAUUCGGCUUGCGGUUGGAUCACCAGGAGAUGACUUGGAUGAUUUCCAGCAUUGUAUUGAGCAAUGUCGUCAACUGACUUGCCAAGAGGGCCAUGUUCACUAUUACAACCGGGCUUGGCUGUUUGUGGAGAUGCCGCUUCCCUUGCAUCUCCAACUCUUGGGAUGGACGUGUGAUCUGAAUUGCGACUAUCAGUGUCAGAGGAUAAUAACCCAGGAGAGGAAGGAUAGAAACGAGGAGGUGUACCAGUUCCAUGGCAAAUGGCCCUUUCUUCGCGUGUUUGGGAUUCAGGAGUUGUUCAGUGUGUUGAUGUCGCUUGGAAACUUAUUUGUGGCGUAUUUGGGAUUUAGAAAGUUGUGGAGCUGUGUCACCAAUACGAAAUUGGGCAGUUUGCGAUUUCAGUUUGUCAAUGCGUUAGUGUUGAAUGUGGUUACCAUGUUUGCGUGGAUAUUUUCGACCGUGUUUCACAUCCGUGAUUUCUUGGUCACGGAACAUUUGGAUUACUAUUUCGCUGGAUUGACUGUCUUGACGGGGUUUCAUGCUGUUGGAGCUCGAGUGUUUUCCUUGUAUCGCCCAGAUCGUGUGCUUUUACGGUGGUCGUUCACCAUUGGAUGUAUCUCGGCCUAUAUGUACCACAUCCAUAGGCUAAUCACAGACUGGUCAUAUACGUACAACAUGAGAGCAAAUAUAUUUAUUGGUGUUUGGCAAAAUGUGUUUUUUGCAUUGUUGUGCUACACGCUUUACUCGAAGUAUUACUGGUUGGAACAAUCCGAAGAGAAGAAUUUAUGUCAUUUGAACUAUAUCCAUUUCAAACAAGUCAUAUUACCAAGUUUCUACUCCAGCAGUCCCAAAUUAUACUCGUUAUAUCCGUUGUUGCUAUGCACUAUAGUUGCCCUUGGUAUGUCGCUUGAAAUAUUCGACUUCCCGCCAUUCUUUUACGAUUUGAUCGAUGCCCACAGCUUAUGGCAUCUAGUGACAAUAAUUCCCGCAUACAUGGGCUGGUAUGAUUGGAUCAUCUGGGAUAUCUCGGAGAAUGUCAUUGGAGAACUAGUUGAACUUGAAACAAAGAAGAAGAAGGAAUAAUCGUGUAUUUUUAUAUACAUAUAUAGUUAAUGUAUCUAAUCGCUC